UUAACGGUGUUUUGUAUAAAGUUUGUAAAAAAUCGUGUUUUCAAGUUCGAGAAAUACAUUUGUAAAAUUGGUUUGAUUUGAUUAAUAUUUGAUGAUACUUAUCAUCGAAUUAUUCAAAUCAAAAAUGUAUUCAUCAUGGGGAACAAUUUCCUUCUGUCUUCUUUUGGAAAUAUUCUCCGAAUGGUGCAAAAAUGCAAAAAAGUCGAGGAAGAGAAAACUUUUAUUGGAGGGAGAAUUGAAUUUCAUCGAGAGAAUUAUUAAAUUAAUUAAAUGGAAAGAAAUUUAUUAAAAAUUCAAGAGUGAUUUGAAAAAAGGAUUUCAAAAGGAAUUACGCAAUUAAAUGGAUGGACCGAGAUGACGAUGAUUUCGGCGAGGGUUUCAUCGCGGAAUCACAUCCCCUGAGACCAACUCAUCUUAACGUUCCAGGAGGAGGAGGUCGAAAUGAAUCUCGAGCACCAAGUAUUAGUAGCAGUGUUAGCGAUAUGGAUGUGCCAAUUUAUACCAGAGAAACCACCAUACCACUUUCAGCUAAAAAGGGUCUCAAUGGGAAUUUGAUGUUUGCAAUUGCCGCUGCGGCUCUUGGUUCUUCUUUUCAACAUGGUUACAACACUGGUGUCAUGUCCAACAGUGCGGAGGUAUUAAAGAAAUGGAUUACCGAACAAUCAGGUGAUAAAAGCGGAUCACAGGACUCGACGACAUUUAUAUUCGCCAUAAUUGUUUCAAUAUUUUGCCUCGGCGGAAUGAUUGGUGGCUGUUCGGUUGGAUAUAUUGCCGAUCGAUUUGGACGAAAAGGUGGAUUAUUGUUGAAUAAUAUCCUCGUUUUUUUGACAGUAUUAUUCGAAGGUUUGGCUAAACCAACGUCGAGCUACUAUAUGUUCAUUAUUGGAAGAUUUUUAAUUGGUAUUAAUGCCGGUUUAAAUGCGGGUCUUGCGCCCAUGUAUCUCAGUGAAAUAUCACCAAGUCAUUUACGUGGAGCCGUUGGCACUGUUUAUCAAUUAAUUAUUACAAUUUCAAUUCUCGUCGCUCAAGUCUUGGGUUUGGAGAGUCUUUUAGGAACGGAAUCACAAUGGCCAACGCUAUUUUGCCUCACGGCAGUUCCCGCUGCUUUUCAACUCAUCACACUUCCAUUCUGUCCGGAGAGUCCGAAAUAUCUUCUCCUCAAUCGUGGACGGGACAUGGAUUCACAAAAGGCUUUAUCCUGGCUCCGCGGAACAAUUGACGUUCACGAUGAAAUGGAAGAAAUGCGAAGUGAAUAUGAAUCGAUUAAACUUGUGCCCGCAGUGUCAUUGAAGGAAUUAAUCAUGAAUCCAAGCCUACGAAUUCCAAUGAUUAUUGCCAUAAUGGUAAUGAUCGCCCAACAAAUGUCCGGUAUCAAUGCAAUUGUUUUCUUCUCAACGAAAAUAUUUACAAUGGCAAGUCUCGAUACACACGCAUCGCAAAUGGCAACCUUGGGCGUUGGUGCUGUCAACGUUUUCAUGACUAUUGUUUCUCUAUUUCUCGUUGAACGUGCCGGAAGAAAAACAUUGCUCCUUGUUGGCUUUUCCGGAAUGACUGUCGUCACCUUCCUCCUUGCAAUUUUCCUUCCUGAAGCCCAAAAGAAAUCAGAAUUUGCGACGUACGGUGCAAUUCUCAUGGUGAUUCUCUUCAUUGUAUUAUUCGCAACCGGACCGGGAAGUAUUCCAUGGUUCUUGGUGGCAGAACUUUUCAAUCAAUCGGCAAGACCAGUGGCAACAUCUGUGGCAAUUGGCGUUAAUUGGACGGCAAAUUUCUUCGUCAGUUUUGGCUUUGAACCAAUUGAACAAGCAAUUGGCUCCUAUGUAUUCUAUAUUUUUGCCGUUCUCCAAGGAAUCUUCACAUUCUACAUUUAUAAACAAGUACCAGAGACAAAGAACAAGAGUAUCGAGGAAAUUAGCAGUCUAUUCAGACAAAGAUCAUACCAGUAAGAGACGAUGGGAAAGAAGAAAAAAAAACCGUGAGAAUUGAGACUUUUCAUUUUUCAUUCGUUUUUUUUUUUCUUUGCGCGCAUGUUGUUGGGGAAAAAGAAUACGAAUAGAUCAAAUUUCUCAUUCGCGAUUUCUAUUUACUUGAAUGUUUUUUUGGGGGGCGAAGGAAGAACAUCCCUUCGAGAAAAAAAAGUGAAAUCAAACUUUUUUCUUUAUUCACAAAAAGAAGAAAAAAAAAUGAUCCAAGUAAAGGAUCUUUUUGUAAAAGACGCGACUUGUUGAGAAACAGACUUUCGUUUUUAGUAAAAUUUUUUUUUUUUUUGCUUUUUUUUAUAUAUUUAGUUCCUAUAAAAACGUAUUCCCGACAGUAAUGUAAAAAUUGCUUUUUUUAAAAUGACGAAACAAUUAUAUUGAAAAAGCUCCAAGUUCGGGGUGAAAAUUUUCUGACAAUUUUAAUUUUACAAGAAAGUUAUCUAGUCUUCCUUUAAUGGAUUCAUUUUUAACUGUUUUUUAAUUCAACUAUAUGUCACCCAGUUAUUAUUAUUAUUAUUUUUUUUUUUUGACAUCAAGAUUGAAUUCGAUUACUAUUUUAAUUGACUAUUUUAUCUAUAUUUGUGACUCUUGUGACAAACAGUUUUCGUCAUUUUUAUUUUUUAAAAAAAAACUGCGGAAUACAUUUUAAUAACUACUCUAUUGUCACGAAAGAAAAAUUUACUGGCAUUUUUGUUUAAAACUUUUAUUUUUGGGAAUUUUUCUCUUUUAAUUUUGUCUUGUGAAUUGUAAAUAGUCUCUUUAAACAAGAUCAAAGUUUUUCUUGAAAACAAAUGUUUAUUUA
This is a messenger RNA of Leptopilina heterotoma, 2778 nucleotides long. RefSeq names its product solute carrier family 2, facilitated glucose transporter member 1-like. Gene Ontology annotation, biological process: monosaccharide transmembrane transport. Lineage: Eukaryota; Metazoa; Arthropoda; Insecta; Hymenoptera; Figitidae. The coding region runs from base 345 to 1943 and encodes 532 amino acids. The record is from RefSeq and is a predicted model, not a curated record. The transcript has 7 exons. Gene Ontology annotation, molecular function: hexose transmembrane transporter activity. Gene Ontology annotation, cellular component: membrane.